UAAUUCUUUCCUGUCUUCUGUCCUACUUGCUGUAGUAGAGUGUGAAAUAAUGCAUAAGUUUUUUGGUUGUGUAUGUUAGCAAUAAAAUUCUGAAUUAUGGAGGCCGCUAAGACUAUUAUAUUUUUAAUGUUACGUGGUGUGAAAGAUUCUAUGUGUAAUAUUGUAAUAGCUUUCUGGAAUUUGCGAAAGGGUAGUAAAAAUUAUUCAACAAAAUCUGUUGCAAAGCAGACGAGAGAGGACAAAAGUGGCAAUGUUUUGGAUAUUUUAAUGCAGUGUGUUAUGUUUGGUGUUUUAUUUUGUGCUGCGAAUUGGUUAUUUGAAUAUUGCAUUCUUAAUUUCUCUGGCCGAUAUUUUGGACUGUUUUUAGAUAUGGAUGAAAUUAAAGCGCUAUGGUGGUUACCAAAACUUAUGUACUUAAUGUUCUUCAUAUGUUGGAUUGUGCCGUUAUUUUUUAUUAGCAGACUAUUAAAUUAUUCUUGGUAUCAAGAAAUUGCAGAUUUAACGUAUGAAGAUACUCGAAUGAAAAAAGAAACCCCUUUUAGCUUUACGUAUUCUGUGAGUGAUCAAGCGUUAAGUGCUUUCGUUCAACUUUUAUUUUUCACACAAGCGUACGUUGUGUACUUGUUACCCAUACCUAAAGUACUUCAGUAUUUUAUAUCAAAUUUACACAUGUCACUUUUAUAUUCCUUGUAUGCUUUUGAAUACAAAUGGGUACAUAUGAGAUGGCCUCUUAAAAAGCGCCUCUUCUAUAUUGACGCAAAGUGGCCCUACUUUAUAGGGUAUGGAUUGCCUUUAGCUCUAGUGUCAUCAUGUGCAAGUUCAUAUCUUAACAGUGUAUGCAUAUUUUCUGCUUUGUUUCCUAUCUAUGUUGUAAGCAGUGCUAUUACAUUUGACAGUGAAGUGCAGAAUUACAGUCAGCCUCUUCGGUCAUUUACCGUUGUGCAUAGGGUAGCAAACGCAGUUUCUGCAUUCAUCGCAGGACGUGUACAUAAAGAAUAGAUAGCCAUAUAUUUGUAUGUUGUAUUUAAAUUGUCAAGUUUCUCAUUAUGUAUUUUAUUACUACAUUUUAGCCUAAUACGAAAACUCCGGACUGGAUUUUUUUUGCCGUUUUUUCUAACUUCUAACUUUAAAUUUGUUAUUGAAAAAAAAUGAAAGUGAAACAUUUUUUGAAUGUUUUUACAUUUGUUUGAAAAGCUAUUUUUUUUUUCUGUGAAUGUCAUGAUAUAAAUUUUAGUAACUAUAAUUAACUGUAUCUUUUUGAGUUGAUUUAAAAUUCUUCUAUAUGAAAACAAUUCUGUACGCAUUGCCAUAUUUCUAUCUGAUUACAUGUAAAUUAUAAAAUUGCAUUCAUAAUAUAUAUGCUAUAAACUUUAUUUUUAAAGUUCAGCUUAUCACUGUCAUCAAUGUGUAAUCUGAUAUAUUGCAGUAUGCACGAUCUUAGUUAAUAACCUCAGUAAUUAAGAACAUUUUGUAAUAAUUAAAUAUUUAAGCAUACUAGAAGUGUUAAAUAAACUAGGUUCCUUCAUCCUAACUGCAGUACUUUAUGAAUUACUUUAAAGAAAAACCUUCAAAAUUGUGGAAAACCUGUCAUAUCCUGUAGAAGUUGACUGUUUGUGAAGUAUAUAAUAUUAUGUAAACAUUUAUGUGACUAUUAACAGUCAAGUAACAUGCAAUAAAGUAUCUGAAUUUCUAUAAA
Molecule: messenger RNA, 1696 nt
Organism: Stegodyphus dumicola
Lineage: Eukaryota; Metazoa; Arthropoda; Arachnida; Araneae; Eresidae
Gene: tank
Product: EI24 domain-containing protein tank
Biological process (GO): macroautophagy
Cellular component (GO): endoplasmic reticulum
Source: RefSeq, a predicted model, not a curated record